Messenger RNA from Symbiodinium sp. CCMP2592, 6516 nucleotides. The record is from the annotation of a GenBank genome assembly. NCBI's taxonomy places the organism in Eukaryota, Dinophyceae, Suessiales, Symbiodiniaceae.
AUGACUUUCAUGCUGCUUUCGCUGGGGCGGGCUGUGGUACAGAAGGCGAAGAUGAGAGAACUGGUGACCGCUCAUUUGCCGCCCACAAGCGAGGAAGCGACCCGCUAUCUGGCGCAUAGCCUUUCGAUUGCGUUGGUUGGGGCGGAUCCCGAGGCACCUUGCUUGCCAUUGAGCGUUGGUAGGCCGUUGUCGUCAUUUCCUAUGCACGAACUGUUGGCUUUUGCGCAGGAUUUGGAGCACGCGAAAUGGGCGGAGAUUCCAAAGGAUGCGUACAUGGCGGCAGCCAGAUUCUUGGUGACGCACAAUGUGGCGUAUCAAAACUUGGAUGUGAAGGAGGAUGCCGCGCGUGAGCAUUUCUUGAAGUUGGGCGAGGCAGUCAAGGCGCAGGCGGUGUCCAUAGUGGCGGAGGAGGCAUUGCCAGCCAAGUUGCCGGGGCCGGCCGAGCUGUCGGAUGAAAUUGUCGCGGAGGGCAUGGAAGAGUCCGCCCUGACGCGAUCAGGCGAGGAUGAAACUUUGCCGGCGCUGCAUUGCGUGGCUGCCGAAGUGACGUCAGCAGACCUGGACGUGGAGAGAUCUUGCAAGGAGCUGGCCGCGAAGAUUAUAUUUCUCAUGAUGAAAGGCGGCAAAGACGCAGGAAAUGUUGAGGCUGAGGUCGAGAGUCUGCAGGGCGCGGCGGCGUCCAUGUCGCAAGCCGAACUGCAGCAGCGCCUAGACGAUCUAGUUCGUAGUGUGGACGAGGCGGAAGGCCGUGUGCCUGCGUCUACAGAUGCAGAUCCUUCCUUGAAGCGAGUCCAGGUGGUGUACACAGGUUCGGAACCGCUGUCCAUGUAUCAUGCCGAGUUCUGGCAAAAGUGCUUUCCGGAGCUGUUUCCAUAUGGAGAUGGUGUUUUCGGUAUUCGCCACGCGACGCCGCUGACUUUGCGCGAGUGGGCUGCUUACUUGUUGGAGCGUGUGGAGUUGGAGUAUGAUGUCCCAGUUGCAGCUGACGAGCAGGAGCCAGUAUUGCAGGGCAAGAUGGCGGCAGGACAGCAAGCCGAUCCCGGGAAUACGGGGAUUGGAGGCCUGCAUCCUGAUGGCAGAAGGAACGCGCAGACUGGAGGCAUCGGCCCCGUCGGCGGUGCGACGGGCAGCGCUGCGCCUGAUGGCGCAAGGAGUGGGCAGACUGGAGGCAUCGACCCCGUCAGCGGUGCGACGGGCGGCGCAGAGUCAGCCGGUGCUGUGCAAUAUCAGCCCCCUGCGAUUGCCCGCUGGCGGGCUGACUUCAAUUUCAUUGCCGUGGCCAACGAUUCCUGGAAGCGCAUGGAGUUGGCAAACAUGGUGGACGUGUUCCGUUCCAGCAACGUGCACGCUGACAUUAAGAAUGCGUUGCUGGACUUACACCACUUCUCCAGUGAAAUAGUUGGCAGCGACGGCGCACGGCAGCAGUUGCGGCACGAGCAAAGUGGCGCGAUGCUGCUACGGGGAGGCAUCGAUGGUUUCUUGACUCCGAACGUGGCAGAUGUCCGGAACCCCUUGAUGGUGACUCUACACGCCGGAUGCGUUUCGCAUCCUGAUGGCGGGCUGGAUGCGGAUGGUCUAUCCGAAAAAUUCACGGUUUGUUUGCUGGAGGAGGAACCCAAAAUGCCCUCGACGAAAAAGAUGCUGGAAGGGGUUGCCAGCAACCCCGUCGCCCAAGCGCAAUUUUUCAUAGUCUCCAUGCAGUUGUUUUUGGAGCACGUGCUGGGCAUCAUGCCCUUCGAUGAGCAGCUGCGUGCGCUCGCGGUGGAUGUGCGUGGCCCGAUGGCGCGAGCACGGCUGGCGGCGUGGCAGGAGGCAACUUUGCAGGCUGUGGAGAGCAUUAUGUCGUCCUGUGCUUCGUUGUUGCCUUUGCAGUUGCGGGAGGGUCCUAUACUGGACGAUGUGAGCCUGUCUCCUUUGCCGUACACAGCCAAGUGGCAGAAGAGUGAUCGUUUAGACGGGGAGCUCGAGGAGGCGGUCGGUGAGCAGGGCGCCGUUCAGGGCGAGAUGUCCCUGGCGCAGGAGGCCACGACCCCGCGUCCGGCGCAGGAGGCCACGACCCCGCGUCCAACCCUGCGUCAGGAUCUAGGGGGCGAGCAGGGUGCCGUUCAGGGCGAGAUGUUCCGUCGUGCCCUGGUGCCCGUUGUAGAGGGCUACGUGGAUGGUCAUGUGCGGAGGGCUAUGGAGGCUGCUGGAGAUGUACCGUCUAUGGAAACGGGUACGAAGGUGAAAGUUCGAGACCUGCCAUUGACUGGCGCUGUUAUGUCACGUCUACCGCACUAUCGCUUACUACCAUGCCUGGAGGGACGUUGCGGCUGUCCCAUCUGUCAGGAAAAAGCCACGGAGUAUAACCACCUGCGGACCGGUGCGGUACAGCUGGACGUGGAAGCGGCUGCCUUCCGUGAUGCCUUUUGUGAGGAUGUGCGCACCGUUUGUUGUCUGUCGGGUCAUCUGCACGAGCACCAAAGCGCGUGUUUCAAAUAUGCACCGGAAGGUAGUCGACGCAAGCCGCAGCACUGUAGGUUCAACUUUACGCAUGUCGUGUCUUUGCCACUGACAAAUAAAGAGACUGGCAAGACGAGGUUACGAGUCGUCGCCAGGUGGGUAUGGCAUCUCAUCGAGGUAAUCUCAAUUAUCAAGAUUGCAGACGCACGCUGCCUGAUGGCUUCGAAGAGGACGAUGUAUUUCAUGGCAUACCGGUUCGUGGCGCAUGGAAACGAUCAGGAGGCAUCAGGUGCUGCUGCUUCCGAUGUUAUGAUGGGAACGGACCAAGAGCCUGUGACGGAUAUUCAGGUCUCGGGCGGAGUGGCUCGGCUGCGCAGCACGUCCUUCUAUGAGGGUUAUUUGCAUCGAGGUUCGGAAGAACCUCUGGCAUCCAUGUCUUUGUAUGUCUACGCCAUGCACGUGGCGUGUGUGCACAUCAGGCAGUCUGGUCAUCACGUCCAUGGCGAGUUCCUUUUCGAGGAGCACUAUUCCAAAUCCAAGACGCAUGUGCAAGUUCUUCAAGGAGAGCCACGUGUGCCGUGUCUGCAUGGCAUCACUGUUCCAAGCCGUGCAAAAGUGAAGUUGACGGCCGCGCGCCGAUGCGCGACGGUGGUGGAUUUGGAUUCAGUGCGGGCUUUUCAUUUACCCGAGCAUAGCUCCAAGCUUGCAGAGGGCGACUCGCUGCUGGGACUCCUGCGAAAAUCUGCAUUCCUUUUUCGACGCAAGGUGCGGCUGCGAAACAAAGAAACCUCGCGUGGUUCUUUGAGAUGCAUGCCAAAGUUUAGUGCGCGUGUCACAGAGGGCAUCCUGGACUAUGUCGGUUACGUCUUGAAUGGCAAUGCAGAACCGAUUAUUCUAGCUUCGAGUCCAAGUCAGCUCAAAGCUUGCCGUAAGCUUUGCGGAGGAGACGCGCCUGUUGUCUCUCUAGGGUGGCAUUCGGAACAAUUGUCCGCUGCGGAAUACAAUGGCUUCAUUUGCCGGAAUGUCAGCGCUAAUCUGGACAUGAUGUGCGAGGCCUGCAGUCGUCCUCGACCUGGACUACUUCAUCCGAAGGCUGCGUCAGACGACGUCGGGCUGAAGGGCGAAGUGGUGGAGGAGGAGUAUCGCGAUGCGGCAGAAGACGUGGCGGAGGGGGACGUCGAGCCGCAGUCGGCUCUUCGUCCAGAGUUGCGUUACAAGCCGGUCCUGAAGGUCCAGCACAACGAUGUGGUUUCAUCUGCGCAUCGUCUGGAGCUGCCAUCAGGACCUGGCCGCAUGUCUUCCUCCACGAAGCGCUCUGCUGCCUUCAUCGAACAAUUUGCGCGCAAGUACGAGACCAUUCGCGUGCUUUUGCUGCACAGCAAGAAGUACAAGCACGUCGGAAGGCGGCAGAAGAGAAUCCUGGACAUGCGCUCCGAGGAUUCCGCCGACGAUUCCGAUGUGGGUCAUCCUCCUAAACAAGUAGCUGGCGAGGCCGUCGAUGGUUGGAUGGAGAUCAAGUCGCCGGCAGCGUAUGCCAUGGAGCUACUUCAGCAACGUCUUCCAGCUCCUCAAGUUGGUGGCGGCUAUGCAAGCAGAAAUUGUGGGGGAAGCUGGGCUUCGGGGCGUGGCUGCGCAGAACUCAGCAGCUCGCCUGAUUCGAGGAUGCACCUUCCACUAUAUUUGGCUGGGCUGGCCAGGAAUCAGGCGCUCGCCAUCAAGAAGCCGACGAAGCGGCGUUUGGCGGCGUUGGUUAGGCGAUGGGUGCGUGCAGUACUCUUCAUUGAUGAGAUUUCUUUGACGCCUCCUCCUUUGCUUGCCGUCCUGAAUGCGUCCGCUGGCUGGGGUCGACAGGAAAUUGCUGCACUAAAGGAUGUGACAGACUUCCUGGAGCGUCCACUUGGUGAUAUCCUGUGUCAGAUCAUGUCAGGCGAUUUCCUGCAGCUCAACCCGGUUCUCAACCACUCGCUAAUGGAGAUUGUCAAUUUUGGGCUGCAGAGUGGGUUGAAGGGGGGUUACCACGAAGACGUGGAAGGCUUCGACCUCGCGUUUUCCAGUGGAGAGAUGCCGCAGGCUUUCGGCGUCGUCAUCAGUCGCAGUCCGCAGUAUGAGAACAUGGAUGCUUCGCUCCGAUUGCAGAAACAGCGUAUGUACAAGGCCGGAUACGAUGUCUUCAAGAAGUUCAUGUCCCAGACGGUGCUAUUCAGAGGCACGCACCGGUUCAAGACGGGCGAUCCUCUGGCUCGCUUGUUGGAGCACAUGCGCCUCGACGGCUACAAGCAAGAGGCUCCAGCAGAUAUCCGCAUGGGAGUCCGCGUGCUCUUCCCGCGGUGUCAGCGCCUGGGUCAAUAUGUGCGAAGAGGCAAAUUUCAAAGCGGAUAUUCUCCGCGAUGCACUGAAGAUGUGCAACAUGUCCAAGCAAACUGCCAACCUGAUGUCUUUUCUGCCAUUGCACGUGGGCCUACGACGAUGCAAAUGACUAAAAAAGUCAUGGCGCCUGAGUUGGUGCAGGAGUGUCCUUGCGAAGUUCUGCGCAUCAAUUUUCAUCCGCAGGAACGCUUCGGCGUACCAGGUUGCCCGCCGGGCUUAUCGCAGCCGCCUGCGAACCAUCCGGCCUGGGAGACGGGCUGGCUGGUGUUGGACUACCUCUUGCAGUCCAUCACUCUUCGCAUUGACGAGUCUGAGGAGGCGGGUGCGAGUGUUUACUUUGUAAUAAAGUAUUGUAUUUGUGUUUUUUUGCCGUGUGUUGGACUGGCAGCGUCUCCUGGUGAGGAUUACACUGGCCAGGGUCUUCCUGGUGUCUGGCAUUUGGAACCAGUCAGUGAUGACUUCAGCAUGACCGCGCGGCAGGGAGGUCAAUUUAGUGUGACCGUGACGCGUGUGCAGUUUGGCUUGGCGCCAAGCAAGGCAGGCACGUACAACAAUGCACAGGGGAAGACGAUUCGUGAGGCGGAUGGCACUGCUCUGGGUCAUUGUAUCGACUUUACGAGACCGGACUAUUUCACUGAUGAGGAAUACACACAGCAUGUCUACAUGAUCUUGGGACGGGCUCGAUCCAUGCAGUGGAGCCUGUUUCGCAACUUGCCCACCACGGCCGACGGCGACAUUGACUUCGCUGUUUUCGAAAAUGGCCCGCCUGCGCACAUUUCUGAGUUUUUGCGUGAGCUGGAGGCGGGGCCUGCGCUCAAUCUUCGCGAGCGUCCGUGGAAGAAUGUCGGAAGCUGCUGGGUGAGUUUCCUCGAUCAGAUAUCCUUCCACGACCGAGGGGCGCUGCGGCAGUCUUUGCCGCAGAAUGCAGAGGGAGCGGACGCGUCUGCUGAAGGCAUCGACCUCGCGCGCGGCUCGGCCGCUGCAAAAUCCGCAGGCGCUGAAGGCAGCGACCUCGUGCGCGGAUCGGCCGCUGCAAAAUCCGGAGGCGCUGAAGGCUUCGAGCUCGCGAACUCUAGCAAGAAACGCGUUCCGGAUCAGCAAGUGCUUAGUGGCGGCGGUGAUUGUUUCUUUUUGGCAACGCGCGAUGGAGAGACAUUUGGCACGCGCUUGGCUGACAGAAUAUCCAGCCGGGUGGGUUGGGAUGUGGCCUCUCGUCGGGACUUUGCUGCCGUGCUUCGAAGGAUCGUGGCAGAAGAAGUGCGUGAUUGGCCCGCCGCGAAACUGUUGCAGUUUUUGGUGAAUUCUCUUCAGCGCGAGGCUUGUGGAAGAUGGCACGAUCACUGGAGUGCCGCAACCUACUUGGAAGCGUCGCCGUUUGGUUUUCUGCUAGAGUGCAAUGAUCUGGUGCAUGUGGAUGCCACCGAUUCCGGUGUGGCGACGGACGUGACGUCGGAGUACGUUCCAGUUGGCGCGCUUGCUUUGUCGAAUCUGCAAGAGCUGAUUGCCAGGCAUUUGGAAUGCAUGGGUGAUAUGCAUUGGGGUGAACAUCUGGAUGUCACGAUUCUAGAGGAGAGGUUGAACAUCGGCUUCUGUCUGUUCGGUCAUCGAGCUUAUGGUUCGGUUACGGAACCGGACAUCUGGAUCAUGCUGCACUACAUUCAAGAUCAGCACUUCCAGGUCAUGUUCCUGAAAACCAACGAGACUUGA